AUGCUCGGUGCACCAAUCAGUAGAGACACUCCAAGAAAAACUCGAAGUAAAACUCAAUUUUUUCAGGGUCCAAUUGUUUCUCUCAUUACAGAGAAGUGUACGUACGAAUGGGGGAACCCUUCUAUUAAUUAA
Nakaseomyces glabratus is the source of this 132-nucleotide messenger RNA. RefSeq lists its product as uncharacterized. The record is from RefSeq and is a predicted model, not a curated record. NCBI's taxonomy places the organism in Eukaryota, Fungi, Ascomycota, Saccharomycetes, Saccharomycetales, Saccharomycetaceae.